AUAUAUACCUCCAUGGGUAGUAGUAAUUUAGGAGGACAAGCGGCGUCCAAUUCCUCGCGCCCAGCUUUACACAAUCUUUAUUGUUUGAAUUCAGUAGCGAAAGGUGUUUUCAGUUGGUUUAAUUCCAAAGCGGAUUUUGUGAGAGACUUGGUUUUAAACGGUAGGGGUGAGUUGGCCGAAGAUGUAGUAUUCUACGAGAAAAGAAGGGGGUUUAAGAACCCGGACUUGUGUUUUCGCCAUAGUGUUAGCCCUAGAUGUGUUGUUCUAGGCUGGGAGGUCUGCCUGAAGCGGAGAUCGAAUGGGGUCUGUGCGGUCUUGGCAGGGAAAACCGAAAAUUUUUCCCACUGUUUGAGCCAGUAGUCGGUUUUUACCCUGUAGAUAGCGCGACGACCAAGGCCUGCGGCCUGGUACAAGUUAACCUAUAGGGUAAAUAGGCUGUGCUGAUUUAGUUAGUAGUGGUUUUACGGCUUAGGAAGCGCUCCUGGGGCGAUUCCUGUUGGGCCAAGGUGGUGUGAGACGAAUAUGGACUGGUAAAAAAAAUAAAAAUAAAAAAAAAAUAAAAAAAACCUUAUAUUUUAUGAGGGCUUUAAUCAAUAUUAACAAAGGACUUUAGUAGAUAAUUAAGAUCUUGCAUACAAAGAAAUAGCUAUUAUAUAGUUUAGUAAGCUUUUUUCGUUGAUUAAAACUAUUGGAUUUUAUGCAUCUGCAGCAUGUAUCAGCUCUCCGCCG
This is a messenger RNA of Aplosporella prunicola CBS 121167, 729 nucleotides long. RefSeq lists its product as uncharacterized. The coding region runs from base 255 to 425 and encodes 56 amino acids. The record is from RefSeq and is a predicted model, not a curated record. NCBI's taxonomy places the organism in Eukaryota, Fungi, Ascomycota, Dothideomycetes, Botryosphaeriales, Aplosporellaceae. The transcript is spliced from 2 exons.